UGAAGACGCCAAACAUGAAUUUUAGCAGACGAUGCAGAAAUGAAUAUUAGCUUAUUAGCAGAACCAAAACAAGAAGAUGAGGACGAAGAUGCUUAUUUAUUGCCAUUUGGCAAGAUAUCCCAAAGAGCUAGAAGAUUUGACGAACUUGAAUCUCAGAAAUGUAACCAAACCUGCAAAGAAGAUGAGAACUAUUUAUCACAAGAUUUGUUUCACUCCCAAUUUGAGAUACCACCUUCAGAUGCAAUAGACAGAUUGUCCAGAUGUUCACCAUCAACAGAUCUAGAUAAAUACAAAAAGACCAAGAAAGAUAUUUCAACAAAUUUUAUAGAGUUGCCCCCUACAGCAGUUAACACUCAACAGUCACUGAUACCAGGUUAUCAGGUGGUGAAGGUUUGCAGAGGAGCAGGAAUCUCUUCAGUAACCGAGAGUAACACUUUUGAGGCACUACCACACCCCACAAAACUUUUUAGGAGACGAAAGCAGCAAGCAAGUGUUACCAAAACCUCACAGAGAAGCCUCCGUGUCCAGCCACAUGACAAGGAUAACCAAAGUGUAGCCAUACACCUAAGACAGCUUCGACUAAAACAGUCAAGAAUUGAUGCUAAUACAGAAUUGGAUCCAAAUGAUUUACAAAGAAGUGUCACAAACCCUCACACAGCAGUGAUGACACAAAGAACAACGAUAGAGAAGCCUAUCACUACUACCAACAUAUCAGACUGGGAGACCAUCGAGUCCUGGAUCCAUGGACGCUGGAAAUCACGAUCUGGCCAACAUCUUAACUGGCAUGUCCAAGAGGAAUGAGGAAAUCUUCUAUUUCAUUGUUAUUGCAAUUAACCCCAUAAAAUUGGCUCCAUUAUCCUAUAAACACUGAAUUACCAUAUUUAACGUAAUUAGUGCCCCUCCUUCAUUUUCAUGAGUAAUUGAAGUUAAAUAGACUCCCCCUCCUUGUCCUGACCAGGUUUGGUCAAUGAUUGGUAGUUACAUGUACAUAGAUUGAAGUCUGGUGAUCAUUAAUACUGGUCUUAUUUGAUACAGAUAACUUUUUAUUUCCAAACCUUCGGCCACACUGGAAUGCUUGUUUUAAAUGUCCUUCAGUGAUAACAAUGGUUGAAUUUUAUUUUCCUAGUACAUGUAAUCGCUCCCUUUAGGUCAAUUUAAAAUUCCCUGGGCAUGUAUUACAAUGAAUAUGGUAAGUAUAUUGAAAAAAAGUGUUCUGACGGACAUGAUUUUACUGUCCAUAUUGAGAUAUCUCAAAAUGUACUAAGGAAUACGUGCAGUAAGUUACUUGUAGUUCAAGCUUUGAUUUCAUGGAUUGGUGUUUCCUUAUCUUUUGUGAGGAAUAUUUGAAUUUCCUUUAAUGUAUGUAAAUAAUACUUUGUGUACACUAUAUCAGAAUUUACACUGUCCAUGCUUUACAGGGUAAAAAUAUGCAAACUAUAAGUUAUAAUCUGAUUUAUAAAGAAUGGCUUUAAAUCAGUGUUCUGACUAACAGACUUUCACUGUCCAUAUUAUAAUUUAAACAUGGUUUUAAGACAUUUUUCACGAAAUUGUACAAAAAUGCAAUGAGAUUCCUGAAGUUGUAUUGUGACAAACAGAUUUUGUGACUUAAUUAUCAUUAAAUAAACUAAGACAUUGUGUUUAAAUGAUUGAUGUAUAAUUGAAAAUAAAAUGUAAUGAUUU
Molecule: messenger RNA, 1680 nt
Organism: Mizuhopecten yessoensis (Yesso scallop)
Lineage: Eukaryota; Metazoa; Mollusca; Bivalvia; Pectinida; Pectinidae
Exons: 7
Coding region: 40-801 (253 amino acids)
Source: RefSeq, a predicted model, not a curated record